AUGAAUAUUGGAUAUUUUAAAAUACUGGUCUUAUUUUCGGCAGUUUUUCUUGCUGAAACACUUGCUCUUUCUUUCAUGGCUAAACCUGCCAAUCAAGAAGGAAAAUGUGAAGUUUGCAAGUCACCAGCUGCACCGGGAGGUUGCAGAGCUCUGAAACGUCGUUACUAUUUUGAUGCUCAGGAACAAACUUGCAAAUUAUUCGCUUAUGGUGGCUGUGGGGGGAAUGAAAAUAGAUUUAUGUCAAAAAAAGAAUGUAUGAAUUAUUGCACUCCAGCAAUAUGUUUUCAACCAAAGCUUCCUGGUCCAUGCAAUUUCUAUCGACCAAAAUGGUAUUACGAUUCGAACGAAUGCAAAUGCAAGAAGUUCAUAUGGGGUGGAUGUUUACCUAAUUCUAAUAAUUUCAAUACUGAACAAGAAUGUAGAAAUAGAUGUGGUAGUCAACUUGGAGAUAACAGGUGA
Messenger RNA from Styela clava, 459 nucleotides. The record is from RefSeq and is a predicted model, not a curated record. NCBI's taxonomy places the organism in Eukaryota, Metazoa, Chordata, Ascidiacea, Stolidobranchia, Styelidae.